AUGGCCUGUUGUUUGAUUAAAAGUCUAUACAAUAGACUGGCUACUAGAGACAGGCUUUCAAAAUUUGGGAUCUCCUCAAUGGAGGAUUGUGUUCUUUGUUCUGGUGAGAAGGAAACUAGAGACCAUCUCUUCUUUCAAUGCCCAUUUACAGCUUUUAUUUGGAAACUCUGUAAAUUAAAAUUGCAAUUGGAUUCUACUGUUAUUCAAGAUCUUAGAACUGAAGCGCUGCAAAUUCAACAGAAAUUCAAGGUGAAGAAUAGAACAUACAAACUGGCAAGAUUGGUUUUAAGUGCUACUGUGUGGCAUAUCUGGCAAGAAAGAAAUCGUCGAAUCUUUCACAAUCAAAGGAUGCAUAAGAUUUUGGUGUUUAGGAGACUUUAUGAAGAUAUAAAUGUUCUUCUGAGAACCUGUAAUUGGAAGGCGGGAAAUGAAGCUGUUCUAGCCAAUUGGAGUCUGGAACCAAUUAGUCGUGAACAGUGA
Messenger RNA from Asparagus officinalis (garden asparagus), 480 nucleotides. RefSeq lists its product as uncharacterized. The record is from RefSeq and is a predicted model, not a curated record. Bases 1 to 480 code for a protein of 159 amino acids. The transcript has a single exon. NCBI's taxonomy places the organism in Eukaryota, Viridiplantae, Streptophyta, Magnoliopsida, Asparagales, Asparagaceae.